This is a messenger RNA of Hordeum vulgare subsp. vulgare (domesticated barley), 2139 nucleotides long. RefSeq names its product disease resistance protein RGA2-like. The record is from RefSeq and is a predicted model, not a curated record. NCBI's taxonomy places the organism in Eukaryota, Viridiplantae, Streptophyta, Magnoliopsida, Poales, Poaceae. Bases 71 to 1558 code for a protein of 495 amino acids. The transcript has a single exon.
UCUCUGCACAGGCUAGUCUAGUUAAAUUUGUGCACAGACUAACCAACAAGUUACCCCAUUAAUCUUGGCCAUGGAGGUUGUCAUGUCUGCAGUAGCAGGGGAACUCGCGAGCCAGUUCAUCUCCUAUCUGAUGAACAAGUACAACUCCUCGAGGCAUGCUCAAUCAGAAGAGGAGGAGAAGGUAGUGGAGAGGUUGAAGCACCUGCUGAUGAGAGCUGGCACCAUGGUUGAAGAGGCAGACACGAGAUACAUAACCAACUCCGGCAUGAUGAUGCAGCUCAAGACGCUCUCAGAGGCCAUGUACCAAGGAUAUGGUGUGCUGGACAACUCAAGGUACCGUGACCUCCAAGGCACUACAGGAUUCGACGAGGUUAGCAUCAAAGACUCAUCUGCAAGCAGUUUAUAUUUAGCCAAGCGCUCUCGAACAAUACCUGAUAAGGAUGCACGCCUCGAGUCACAUGUUGCUUUGGAAAGUCUAGAAAUAGUUGUUGCUAACAUGGCAGAAUUUAUUGUUCUUCUCGGUGGAUGUGAGCGCAUGUCUCGUAGGCCAUACGAUGUUUAUCUUUACACCGAAAACUUCAUGUUCGGCCGACACGCUGAGAAGCAAAAGCUCCUCAGCUUCUUGUUGCUGCGCAACGACCCUCCUGGUGGUCAUGUAUUGGCGGUACUCCCGAUCAUAGGUGGUGCAACAACUGGGAAGAAAACUUUGGUUGCCCAUGUGUGCGGUGAUGAAAGGGUUCGCUCACACUUCUCAUCUGUAUUGCACUUGAAUGGAGGCAACCUUUUGAACAUAUGUGAGCACAGAAGCACUAUGCUGUUGGUAGUUAUUGAGUUUGCUUCUGACGUAGAUGAUGAAGAGUGGAAAAAGUUUCACUCGUUUUUCGUAAGAAUGGACAGAGGAAGCAAGAUCAUUAUCAUAAGUAAACUUAAAAGAUUAGCCCGGUUCGGAUCGGUGAAACCAAUUUUCCUUACUGCUCUGUCUUAUGAUGAGUUGAGAUACCUUUUCAAAACACUGGCAUUCGGAAGCAUAGACCCAGCAGAACAUCCACGACUACUACAGAUAGCAGAUGAAUUUGCCAGGUUAAUGCACAGUUCGGAUGGUUCACUUGUCCCAGCAAAUGUGUGUGCGGACAUUUUGAGAAAGAAUCUCGAUGCUCAGUAUUGGCGUUGCAUAUUGGACAAGGCGAUAAGAUUUGUCAAAAGAAACCUCGCCAGGUAUAGUGUGGACCCAGCCAUACAUAUAGAACAAGGACCUCCAGUGGUGGCCACGGUUAUAGAAAAAGGCCAUCCAGUGGUUGUAACGGACCUUGCUAUGGAUCCACUUACCAUCAUACCCUAUACAAAUAAUGUUUCAAUCAAGAAACUGCCAAGUGUGACAUUUGGGGAAAUUCUAACAGACCCUACUGUUACACCAAAAGGGGACUUUAAUCUAAUUUCAUGGGAAUCAAGGAUACCGCCUUAUAAUUCAUUAUUUGCUGGUUUUGCGACAAGUAAUGCUCUGGAUACACAUGAAGGUAAUGCCUUGCAAGGGAAGAAGCGACGGGGAGAGCCAAUUUAAUUGUGUUCGAGAACUCGUGUAAUGUAACUCUUGAUUUGUAUUUUCUGAUAGAUGAGAAACAUAUAUGUUAGCAUGGCCAUGCAUAGGAUUUGAAAGAGUGAUUAUAUACCAUUUCAACUAAAUGUAUGAGAGAUCUCGGUUAAGUUAAAGUCGUAUUCAGAUCCAACAAUCACCCUCCACUUUUAAGAUAGCAUCAUCCGAAGUGGAAGUGGCAGUGGCUACUACUCCUCCGCAGUAGCUCUAGCUAAGAAAGUCUAAAAUAAAGUGACUUCUAAUGCAACAGAAAUUAAACUCUCAAGAAAGAUGUCUAUGAAGUAAUUAUAGCGUGGUUGUGAUUGGCAUUUUGUUAUUGUUGACACCUACUCAGUUGUGCGUAGUUGUGCUCCUACUCAACCAAUAAACAGUACUCCUACUCAGUUAUGCUCCUACUACAUGUGUGUAAGUCUAUUGGUUCCAUGCCAUCCAAUCAGGCAAUGCUAUAUAUGUACAGGGGCGAUGUAGCUCCGUAUUGUGCUGCUGUAUGGGUGUGGAUUUCAAAUUCGAAGGACUGACAGACCACGGCGGCAUACUGCAUCCGGUAG